This is a messenger RNA of Gaeumannomyces tritici R3-111a-1, 2456 nucleotides long. RefSeq lists its product as hypothetical. NCBI's taxonomy places the organism in Eukaryota, Fungi, Ascomycota, Sordariomycetes, Magnaporthales, Magnaporthaceae. The record is from RefSeq and is a predicted model, not a curated record. The coding region runs from base 346 to 2097 and encodes 583 amino acids. The transcript is spliced from 3 exons. Gene Ontology annotation, molecular function: protein binding.
CGGGCGGCCUCCAUGCGCCGUGUUGUAGUGGAUUUGCCCGUCUGAGAAGAAUGCAGCGGGCUGUACUAGGGCAGGGGGAGGGACUUGUCGCCAAGUGGGACAGACGAGCCUGGUGACGGGCCACGUGUGCGUGGUUUGGAAACGAGUCGCUUUCUGCUGUUUGCGUGGAGAUAAAAGCCCCCGGUCUUGCCCGUCCCGUACUGCCAUUGCUUGGUUUCAGCUCGCCGAUACUGCACGUCUACGCCUGGAUUUCCCUGUGCCAUCUUUCGUCUGCAAACGACCCCAUCGCGACCACUGAAUCAGUACCGCCUCGGCCCCAGCGCUGCAGGAACGCCCGUGCUCGGCAUGUCGUUCUUCAAAAAACUCCAGAAGGAGUUUGACGAGCUCAAUCCCUUUGACAAGAAGGAACAGCCGAAAAAGCAGGAGCAGCCGGUGGCUCCCGCACCUAGUCUAGCUCCUGAUAAAAAGCCCGACGACACACGCGCCCCGGCCCCUCCAGGGGGAGCCAACUCAACCAGUCCCGCACCUCCUCCGUACGCCUCAGCAGCACCGCAGCAGCAACAGAGCCAACAACAGCCGCAGGACCAGAAGCAGGAAAUGUACGGCGCACCAUACGGGCAGCAGCCCUACGGCCAACAGCCGUACGGGCAGCAGCCGUACGGACAGCAGCCGCAACAAUACGGAGCGCCCCCACCCGGCCAGUGGGGUGCGCCGGGCCAGCCGCAGCUGCCGCCCGGCUGGACCUCGCAGUUCGACCACAGCUCGCAGCGCCCCUACUACGUCGAGACGGCUACGGGAAAGACGCAGUGGGAGGCUCCGGCUGCACCCCCGCCCCCUCCCCCGCCCCCGCCGAGUCAGCCGCAGCUGCCGCCUGGCUGGACCUCGCACUUUGACCAAGGCUCGCAGCGCCCCUACUACGUCGAGACGGCGACCGGCAGGACGCAAUGGGAGGCGCCCGCCGCCGCCGCCCCGCCGCCGCCGCCGCCGCCGCCUGGUGGUGCUCCCGGUGGUGCUCCCGGUGGUGCUCCCGGUGCGCCCCCGCCGGUCCCCUACGGCAGCCACCCGGGCGCUGGUGCCUCGCCUGCCCCAGGCGGUGAUGGCGCCCGCAACUUCAAGCCGGCCGGCGACGCAGGGUAUGGAUCUCCCAACCCGAGCAGCAUCGCAUCUCCCAAUCCGAGCAGCAUCGCAUCUCCCAACCCGAGCAGCAUCGCAUCUCCUAACCCGAGCAGCUACGCUCCCUCUCCGGGCGGCGAUAGCACCAGGACUGGUGGCUUCUCUGCCUACGGCUCCCCUAACCCGGGAGCUGCACCGUACGGAGCUCCUCCCUACGGGGCCCCUCCCCAAGCCUAUGGUGCUCCUCCGCAAGGCUACGGCUCGCCCGCUCCUGGCGCGCCCUACCCUGGCGGCUACGCCUCUCCGGCGCCCUACGGUGCACCCGCGGCUGGCGGCGCAGCGGCCGGCUACUUUGCCGGCGCCCCCGCCCCUGCAGGCCCGCCUGGCGCCUCGCCUUAUCAGGGCUCGCCGUACGGUGCGCCUCCGCAGGGCGGCCCGUCUCCGGGUCAGCCUGGAGGCAACCCCUACGGCGGAGCACCGGCGGCGCCGGGCGCCAAGGAUGCUGGAAAGCCGAAGAAGGGCAUGAGCGCCGGCAGCGGCGUGCUUCUGGGUGCCGCUGGAGGCCUUGCCGCGGGUGCUCUCGGCGGUGCCCUGAUCGCCAACGCACUGCACGACUCCGAUUCGGAAGACGAUAAGAAGAAACAGGCUGCGGCGGCGGCGGCACCGCUGGCGGCGGCAUCGGUGGCGGCGCCGACCGAGGUGCACCACCACUACCACUACGGCCAACAGCCCCCGGCGGCGGCGCCGCAGGACCCGGACAUGCCGCCGGCGGUGCUGGGGGCGUACGACGCCGACGGCAACCGCGUAUCGGACAGCGACCGCGAGGACGUUCGCGAGGCGCGGGACAGGUACGAGGAGGCGCUGGCGGCCGCCAACGACUCGGACGCCAGCAGCAGCGACAUGGAGGAGCUGGAGGAGGCGCGGCAGGAGUACAUUGAGGAGUAUGAGGAGACGUACGGCGGCGAGGACGACUACGACGACUGAGGAAUGGGGCGAUAGCGUUUUUCUGUGGCCACGAUAGGCUUUAUGAUGGCACACUCGAUACUCUAAGCUGGGCGUUGGUUUGGGAAGCCAAAGUUCUCCCCCGUGAUUGCUAGCAGUUGUCUCUGCAUCUCGAUUGCUUGUCUUUAUGAUUGCUUGACGAAUCCAUUGCCUAACGACGAGGGAUUUAAUGCACGCCUCGGGAGUAGCUCCCGCAAUGUUUGACGAAAAGGGGUCCCUUUAGCGUCGCAGCAGGAAAACCCCAUUGGACCCCGCCAGAUGGAGCCAGCCUAUCUGAAGCAUAAGAAAAAAAAAUAUGAUCCCUGCGGAUAUCAGCAAAUUGCUUGAAUUGAAUGCGUCAC